AUGACUAGCACUGCACUACGUGAUAACAGUCGAAACAUUUUGUUCAAUCAUGAUCCAAUAAAAUCAAACUCAGCUACUGGAUCUCCAACUCCAGAAUCACUUUCCAAGGCUUCCAGUCGAAAUCAAGAUCCUGUUGUCGGUAAUUCUGGUUCUGAUAUUGCUGCCUCACCUGCUUCUGUCGGAAAUUCAAAUAAUGAAGCUACACAAAACCUUCAACCAUCAACACCCCCAUUAUCCAAGUUGAGAACAAGAUCAAUGUCUCUGGGUAAAGUGUUCAGUUUUGGUAACAACUCAAAGAAGGAACCAUCAGAUACAACAACUCUCGAUGAACAUGAAGAACUUGAACAGCCACAUGAAGCCAAAAUCCAUGAACCAUUAUCACCAAACGUUGAACCUUUAACUGAAAAACAUUCGGAAACACUCAACGAUACAAGUACACCAGAAUAUAAACAAGAUGGAUCUAUAAAUUCACAAGAGGAAAAGAAACUGUCUUCAAAGAUCAAGAAUUUUUUCAAGAUCAAUUCAAAUUCAAACACAACAUCACCAAAUCUGGCCACCACAAAACCUGAAUUCAAACUACAAAAUGAAGAUAAAGAUUUCACUUUAGAGAAUCCUGCACAAAUCCAUGAAUCAACUCUACAUCAAAAUGGUGAACUUGUUAAAGAGACUCUGGAUCAGCCAACUGAAAUUUUGGAAGAACAAACACAACAAAAUGGAUCAUCUUCAACUUCAACACCACUUACAACAACAUCAACAACCUCAUUAUCAACAAAGACUGGCUCUAAGUUGGCCCAGGCGGCUAGAAGGUUACGCUCACCAUCAUCACCGAACCCACCAAAUAUAAACCAAAAAGACGAAGCUAAAUCCAAGAGUAAUUUCGUCUCUUCACACCCUUACUUUGCUCAUCAAGGUUUACCGCCACAUGCUGGUGAUGAUACUUUCAAAGAUAUCAUUGAUAAUGGGACCUCAGGGGUUGGUCAUGGUCCUUUACCAUUUGCCUUAAAAAAGAACCAUACAGGCUCUCAAUUAUCAUUAAAUCAAAUAGCUGAAGAAUCCAGUAAUGUACAACAUGAGUCAGAGAUACCCGAAGGUGAUGAACAACAGACUGAAUCUUCAAACGGGGAUGGAAAGACCAGCAUUAAUAGUGGAAAACUACAAGUACAAACCCAGCAACAACAGGGGAAUAAACCACUUUUAAGAAGAGUUGCAUCUGCUCCAUUAGGUCUCAAUCAAAAUUCAAAUGAAGUACAUUCUGAUUCUGAAAAGAAACUGGGAGGUAUAUCAGAAUCAAAAACAAGACCACGUAAAAAAUCAUUUUUAUCUUCAAAUGCUAUCAAAGUUUCAGAACUGCAAGUUGGUCCUCAAUCAUUUGAUAAAAUCAGAUUAUUAGGUAAAGGUGAUGUGGGUAAAGUUUAUUUGGUUAGAGAAAAAGUUACAGAUAAGUUAUAUGCCAUGAAAGUUUUAAGUAAAAAGGAAAUGAUUGAAAGAAAUAAGAUCAAGAGAGCUUUAGCUGAACAAGAAAUCUUAGCAACCUCAAAUCAUCCAUUCAUUGUUACAUUAUAUCAUUCAUUCCAAUCUGAAGAUCAUUUAUACCUUUGUAUGGAAUAUUGUAUGGGUGGUGAAUUCUUCAGAGCUUUACAAACUAGAAAAUCAAAAUGUAUUCCUGAAAUGGAUGCCAAAUUCUAUGCAAGUGAAGUUGUUGCCGCUCUAGAAUAUUUACAUUUGAUGGGGUUCAUCUAUAGAGAUUUGAAACCUGAGAAUAUUUUAUUGCAUCAAUCUGGUCAUAUCAUGUUGUCCGAUUUUGAUUUAUCAAAACAAUCAGAAUCAAUUAAAAAUCCAUCAAUGAGCUUUAAUAAUAACAAGAACUAUCAAACUUUAGAUACAAAAGUUUGUAUUGAUGGUUAUAGAACAAAUUCAUUCGUUGGUACUGAAGAAUAUAUUGCGCCAGAAGUUAUUAGAGGUAAAGGUCAUACAGCUGCGGUUGACUGGUGGACUUUAGGUAUUUUAGUUUUUGAAAUGUUAUUCGGUACAACACCUUUCAAAGGUCCAAAUAGAAAUCAAACAUUUUCACAAAUUUUGAAAAGUGAUAUAACUUUCCCUGAUACUCAAGCUGUUUCUUCAAAUUGUAAGAAUUUGAUCAAAAAGCUAUUAAUUAAAGAUGAAAAUAAAAGAUUGGGUUCUAAACUUGGUGCAUCUGAUAUUAAAAAUCAUGCUUUUUUCAAAAAUACACAAUGGGCAUUAUUAAGAAAUCAAAAACCACCAAUGAUUCCAGUUCUAUCAAAGAAUGGUACAGAUUUCCAUAAAAGUGGUCAAGCAAAUAAACAAUCUUCAAUAGAUAUAUCGAAGGAACAAAUUUUACAAAAAGCUUUAGAUCUUGAUGAUGAAUUAAAUGAAGAAACAGACCCAUUUGGUGAUUUCAAUUCAAUGACCUUGAUUCAUGAUGGUGCACAAAAUGAUGAAUCUUUGAUCUAUGGUACUGGUAAUUCAUAUGGUUCAAUAUCUUAUACUGUUACAAGUGGUAGCAGACCAAGAACUAAUAGUAAAAGUAUUUUUAAGACAAAGUUUUGA
Molecule: messenger RNA, 2568 nt
Organism: Hansenula ciferrii
Lineage: Eukaryota; Fungi; Ascomycota; Saccharomycetes; Phaffomycetales; Wickerhamomycetaceae
Gene: KIN82
Product: putative serine/threonine protein kinase KIN82
Exons: 1
Coding region: 1-2568 (855 amino acids)
Biological process (GO): protein phosphorylation
Cellular component (GO): cytoplasm; plasma membrane; nucleus
Molecular function (GO): protein serine/threonine kinase activity; ATP binding
Source: RefSeq, a predicted model, not a curated record